Apodemus sylvaticus (European woodmouse) is the source of this 2005-nucleotide messenger RNA. RefSeq names its product ribonuclease SLFN12-like. Bases 398 to 1405 code for a protein of 335 amino acids. NCBI's taxonomy places the organism in Eukaryota, Metazoa, Chordata, Mammalia, Rodentia, Muridae. The record is from RefSeq and is a predicted model, not a curated record. The transcript is spliced from 3 exons.
AAAUCAGGACCUAGAGAGGAUGAAUCAGUCCAAACCCCAAAGUCUGUCAAAACAAAAGCUGAGAGUGAACAGAGGCACUGCAGCUUGUCCCCUCAAAUCCAAGUGCUGAGAGGGACUUCUGGAGACAGCCACCAAGUCACUGCUUUUGCCUUCCUUCUUCUGGCCAGCAGGUGUCCGCAGCACAGCCAAAUCACAGUUGGCUUCAAGCAGCUGAAGGAACUUCAGUAGAGCAGCUUAGUGAUGGUGAGCAUGUCUUCAGGCAGUCCAUCAGCAAAAAUGGUCUCAAGUCUGGAGCAGCCCUCCCUUGGAAGAAGUAGGAGCCAAGCAACACUGACUAGUUAUACUAAGGAAAGGAAAUGUGAGGAUCUCAGCUCAGAAGUGGCAGGACUGCUGGAAAAUGAGCAUCACUGUUGAACGCACCCAUCCUGUGCUGAUUCUCAAUGCCGGAGAAAUCACUCUUGGGACAGAAAGUAGGAAGAAAAUGGCAAAGCGUGACAGGGAAGAAGAGAAGAGAAACAUUUUAAAAGCUCUAUGUGCUCUAAUAAAUUCUGGAGAGGGAGAGAUCAAGGCUCACAUUAAAAAUCAGGAUUAUAAUUGGACCAAAUACGGAAUAGGAGAUGAUUUGGAAACUUCUUUUAACAAGAUUUUGGCACACCCAGAAUUUAGGGAAGAUCAAUCCUACUUCUUUGUCUGUGUAAAAUCACAAAGUUCAGAUAUCUCUGUUGGGAAGCCUGCCACCAUUGCAACCAAUUUGUACAUGAGAAAUGGGGCAUCUUCAGUAGAAAUGAACUUUUAUGCUGCUCAGGAGUUCUUAGAAAAUUUGAAGGGCUCAGGAGAAAGGUCACCUUCAGCAAGGUCUUCAGAAUGGCCUGGUGAUGAUACUCAGGAAGAAGCCCACAUCCAGGAGUUGGCUGCUGCUUUUUUUAAACAGUCAAAACUUACAAAAAAGGAAAAAUUCUCUUUUAGUGAGUCCAUAAAUGUUGAAUAUAAGUCCUUUGAAACAAAAAAGGUGCUACAGCGCGUUAAAGAGAUUCUCCCUCGAACUGUUUCUGCCUUUGCCAACACUGACGGGGGAUAUCUGUUUAUUGGUUUGGAUGAAAAAACACAAGAAAUAGUUGGUUUUGAAGAAAAAAACUGCCAGCCUAAGACGUUAGAGAGUGCAAUAGAAAAGUGCAUCCGACAGCUGCCUGUCACUCACUUUUGUGAGGAGAAGGAGAAGAUCAAGUACACGUGCAAAUUCAUUGAAGUGCACGAUUCCGGAGCCGUGUGUGCAUAUGUGUGUGCGCUCAGAGUGGAGAGAUUCUGCUGUGCAGUGUUCGCUGAAAAGCCAGAUUCCUGGCGUGUGAAAGAUGGUUGUGUGAAAAGGUUUACCACAGAGGAAUGGGUCAAGUUACAGAUGGCUUAGCUAGCCAGGUUGAGGAAGGGGAAUUGGCAAUUAGAAUACAUUUAGCUAGGGAAAUUGGAAGGGUUUUUCUUUGAGAUUUGAGGCAAGAUCAUUAGUCCUGAUUAUACAGUUACCUGAAGUCUGGACUGCAUCUGUAACCCACCUGGGAGCCGAGAUCCCUCUCCCCCAGAUUUUACCUCAGCUCCCUCUACUCACUUGUAAAGAAAGCCCCUGUCCCACAACAUCUCCCCAGAUGAGCUCUAUUUCAGGAGUUGGCAUGAUUUCCAGGAAUCCUCCAUUCAGUUUCACUCCAACCCCUUUCCUGUGUUCCUGACUCCCUAACCUUCUCUCCUCUCAGUCAGAUCAUUAGACAAUGCUCGGCUCUAUGGUUUAUGAUGUGGAAAGGGCUGGGCUGUUAUCUUGGAUCUUGAAGAGGAAGCUCUAAGAUGAGGUUAGACCAUCAUCGCCAGCACACUGAGUCUGCAAAGUUCCCAGCAGCUGUUUCCUUCUCCCCCUAAGCUCACUGCUGCCCCAUGAGCCCCUCCAAUCUCUUGCUUCUCAUAAUGUUUUCAAUAAAUGGAUUGAUAAAUGCAUAAAACUCUCAACAAUGUGCACUCCACA